AUGUUCAAAAUACUUCUGAUUUUCGGUGUGGCUCUGGCAACCGUGUCGGCGCAGUUCUUCGGAGGUGGCGAGUCCGGAGGAUUGGGCGAAGGUGGAUUUGGUGGAUUCGGUGGUGGCGGUUCCGGUGAAGACCACAAAGAUUAUUAUGCCUAUCCUAAGUACAAGUUCGAGUACGGUGUGAAAGAUCACAAAACGGGUGAUCAUAAAAAUCACUGGGAGAUUCGUGAUGGGGAUGUAGUGAAGGGCGAAUACUCGCUGCAUGAGCCCGACGGUACGCAACGUGUGGUCGAGUAUAAAUCCGAUAAGCAUACAGGUUUCGAAGCUCACGUGAAACGGAUCGGUCAUGGAGGACACCCACAGCUGUACGGUGGCCAGGAGGAAAGCAUCGGUGGCAACGAGGGAGGCGGCUACGAACACGGUGAUGCCUUCAGUUAUAGCAACCUACAACGUCAUCUGUAA
Molecule: messenger RNA, 459 nt
Organism: Sabethes cyaneus
Lineage: Eukaryota; Metazoa; Arthropoda; Insecta; Diptera; Culicidae
Product: adult-specific cuticular protein ACP-20-like
Exons: 2
Coding region: 1-459 (152 amino acids)
Cellular component (GO): extracellular matrix
Source: RefSeq, a predicted model, not a curated record